Hypanus sabinus (Atlantic stingray) is the source of this 2029-nucleotide messenger RNA. Its product is annotated as gastrula zinc finger protein XlCGF49.1-like. The coding region runs from base 377 to 943 and encodes 188 amino acids. The transcript is spliced from 2 exons. The record is from RefSeq and is a predicted model, not a curated record. NCBI's taxonomy places the organism in Eukaryota, Metazoa, Chordata, Chondrichthyes, Myliobatiformes, Dasyatidae. Gene Ontology annotation, cellular component: nucleus.
GCGUUUGGUUUCGCGGGGGGGCAUGCGCAGUGCGUUCUUGCGUCGCGCGUCACGUGACCCGGAGGGCGCUGGCUGAUCAGAUAAAGUUGCCUUGCGGCGCUGUGCAUUGUGGGACUUGUGUCCGCUCUCCGCCUCUGCGGGAUCAUUGUCAGGUCCUCCUGGGCGCAACUUGCCCCGAAAACUUCCCUUUCAGCCCCUCCAGCUUGGCCUGCCUUCCAGAGGGCGACUGAAAUCCAAAAUCCGCCCGGCUGCAAGGUAGAAGGCAUUCUGCUGGGAAAGAGACGUUUUGUGUGUGUCCCUCACCACGCCAGUGUCUGAGAGUUUGAGCGGUGGGGUUGCUAUCGAGAAAGUAGAGGGCAAGCAUUUACAUCCGGAAAUGAGCGAGGAGAGCCAGGACCUGACUGACAAUGACCACUGCCUGAGUGAGGAAAAGCCUGACGACGUCCUUGUGGACAUCCCAGCCUCCGAGUGCGUCAAGACUGUGCGAAGGGGCAGACCUGCCGGAGAUGGCCCAAUGCCCUGCACGCUGUGCGGGAAGGUGUUCCCCUACGAGUCCAUGCUGCGGCGCCACUGGCUGGCCCACACCGAGGCCCGGCCCUUCAUCUGCGGCAUCUGCGGCAGGGCCUACAAGAGCAACCAGGACUGCACGCGGCACCAGCGGAUCCACACCGAGGAGAAGAGCGUGGCCUGCCCCGAGUGCGGCCGGGCCUUCACCCACUUCUCGCACCUGCAGGCGCACCGGAGGAUCCACACCGGGGAGAAGCCCUUCUCCUGCCCCGUCUGCGGGAAGUGCUUCACCCAGUCGUCGCAGGUCCAGAGGCACCGGCGGAUUCACACGAAGGAGAGGCGCUUCACCUGCUCCGACUGCGGCGAGGUUUUCACCCGUUCCAACAACCUGCAGAUGCACCGCCGGGUCCACGCUAAGGAGACCAGCGUCGCCUGACGCCGCCGGUGUGGCGACUUAUCCGCCCUCCCUUCGCACCGGCUGGCGCGCCCACACCUGCGACCCACACUUCUCCCGCGAGGCCCUCACCGUCUCCUCCCAGCUCCUGAACGCACCUGGCCUGCCUCAUCUGCAGGUAGGGCUUCACUGGGUCGCCCCGGUUCUGGACCCAACGGCGUAGAAACAUUCUGAAUGACAAGACCGUGGGAGGGCCUGCACUCCCGUCCCCUCACCGGGUAGGGUGGACAUGACUUUUAUUCUGUGUGGGGGGGGGAGUUGGGAGGUGCCUCCCUCCACCCUCAGGUCUGUAUCUGUGUGUUUGCGGAGUUUCAGCGCUCCGCCUGUGAGUUUCCCCUUGGGAGAGGUAAACCGCUCCCCCCCACCCCCAAUCGUGGUGGAUGGACAGGGGUAGAAUCUGAGGGGGUGGGGGCUGCAAAUGCAUGUGCGGACAUUUGCCUCUGCUGGAGAACUCAGUGAGGUGGGACCUGUGAUAGUGUGGUUGCCCCGCGGUGUGGUACUGAGGCCCAGUUCCUUCAGUCUGCACAGUGUCCAUAUCACCCUGUUCCAUGUUUGGCAAUUUCACGGCCUUUUAAAGUCUUCUGUUGUAUCUACCUCCACCACUACCCCUGGCACCCAUGACUAAACACACCAACUUGCCCCACACACCUCAUUUGAAGUUACCCCCUCUCACUUUAACCCCAUGACCCCUGGUGUUAUACAUUUCACCCUGAGGGGGGGGGGGGAGAUUGCAGUGAUCUACUCCAUCUGUGCUUCUCUUGAUCUUAUAAAUCUCAAUCGAGUCUCACUUUGGACAAAUAUCCAUCAGUGUCUCUCACAAUCUUAUAAACCUCAAUCUCAUCUCCCUUCAGUCUCCGCUGCUCCAAAGAAUGUACCCCAGGCUUUUCCAACCUCGGCCCCUCCAAUCCCUGCAGCCUUUGCAAGGGCCCCACGUUCCCCCUGCGAUGGGGUGAAAGGCCACACACACACACACACACACACACACACACACACACACACACACACACACACACACACACACACACACACACACACACACACUCACACUCUCACACUCUCACACUCUCA